Aethina tumida (small hive beetle) is the source of this 2247-nucleotide messenger RNA. RefSeq names its product sodium/potassium/calcium exchanger 4-like. The coding region runs from base 434 to 2032 and encodes 532 amino acids. Gene Ontology annotation, molecular function: calcium channel activity; calcium, potassium:sodium antiporter activity. NCBI's taxonomy places the organism in Eukaryota, Metazoa, Arthropoda, Insecta, Coleoptera, Nitidulidae. The record is from RefSeq and is a predicted model, not a curated record. Gene Ontology annotation, cellular component: membrane. The transcript is spliced from 10 exons. Gene Ontology annotation, biological process: calcium ion transmembrane transport; intracellular calcium ion homeostasis.
ACGGUUUAAUGAAGUUUAGUCCGUUGAAAUAAUAUAUUCAUUAAAAUGUAGUGUUGGUGUAUUUUCAAAGUGUUGGUGGUUGUUAAUUCAUAAUGUUAUGUUGAUUUAUCCCCACCCAUCCGAAUCAACGAACACUCCACUCAAGAUAUCAAUAAAGAGUGAAUGUUGCCUCUUCGACAGACUGUAAAUAAUUUUCCACAACUGAUAGGUGAUGUUAAGUAAUUUUUUAAAUGAUAAGGCACAAGGUCUAUAAAUUGAAACAAAUCACUAGCGACCAGUUUACUUGAUCGUCUUCGGUGUAUCAGUGCAGCACUCGAUAAUCGAGACUUAUCAAUAGUCAGUGAUCAUACCGAUACAACACUCGAAUCACUAACAAUCAUUUUUAAGUGUUGUGUAUAUGCGUAUUUGAUAUCCACCGUCGAUUGCACGUAGUAUGGCAAUGUUACUGAGGACUAGAAAAAAUAAAGUGGCCCUAGCGCUUAGGGUGGUAUGCGUACUUACAGUGACUUUUAUUUAUUUAAUUAACGGUCUCCUGCAAAAAGACGAUGGGAGCCAUGCGCAUCAUUAUGGAGAAACCCAAUUUGGUGGCCGACAUUUGCUGGCGAUUACGGAACCAAACGACACAAUCAUAAUUCACCAACGCAAUGGCACCACCAAAACAUCGAACGUAACCCAUUUACCAUUAACAAACUGCACGCCACCCGCCAUCAACGAGUUCCCUUCUGAUGGCUUCACAAGAGCUCAGCGUCAACAAGGAUGGGUCGUCAUACAUGCUCUUAUCGCCUGUUACCUUUUCAUCUUAUUAGCAAUCGUCUGUGAUGAUUAUUUUGUUCCUGCUAUUAAAAACUUCUGCGAUGCUCUUAACAUGUCUGAAGACAUUGCCGGUGCAACGUUUAUGGCAACAGCCAGUUCUAGUCCUGAAUUGUUUAUUAAUUGCGUUGGCACGUUUGUAACGCAAGGAGAUCUUGGAGUUGGUACCAUUGUAGGAUCUGCAGUAUUCAAUAUUUUAGCCGUACCUGCCUGUUGUGGCUUAUUUGGAAACAUGGUUUUGGAUUUGGAGUGGUGGCCAAUAAGUAGAGACAGUUUCAUGUAUGGACUAUCUGUGAUAUUAUUAAUAGUUUUCUUAAGAGAUGGAAAGAUAUUUUUCAAUGAGGCACUUACCUUGGUGGUGGUCUACAUAGGUUAUAUUCUUUUAAUGUAUUUUAACAAAUCUCUCAGAAAAGGAGCGCACAGCUUGGUGGCAAAAUUCCGCAGGCCCAAAUAUUACAAAGAAAUCAUUGAUGAGAAACAUCCUCUGCUGUUUAAGGAUAAAAAUGGAAAUGCGAAGGGAUUCGAGACAGACAUUCUUGAAACUGAAUUAACUCUUCAAGACUGUGAGGACUUGGAGGAAUCAACUAAAAUUUGGGAAUGGCCCAGCGAAGAAUCAACUUCAUCACAGAUUUGGUGGGUGUUGACCUGGCCCAUAUCAUUUAUUUUAUACACCGUCACCCCCGAUUGCCGUAAACAUCCCAGAUUGAGUGCUUUCACUUUUAUAAUAUGUAUUUUCUGGAUCGGCGGCACGUCUUACAUGGUGGCUUGGCUCAUCACUGUUGUGGGCGAUACACUAGAUAUUCCUGAUUCAGUGAUGGGAUUAACAUUCUUGGCAGCUGGUACAAGUGUUCCUGAAGCUGUGUCAAGUGUGAUAGUCACAAAUCAAGGUUUCGGUUCAAUGGGCAUAAGCAGCUCGAUAGGCUCCAACACUUUUGAUAUACUGCUCUGCCUCGGUUUGCCGUGGCUGAUAAAAACCGCCUUCUAUCCCAAAGUCCCCGGACAGCACUGGAUCAAAAUCAACUCAUCGGGAUUAAAUUACAGCGCGCUAUCCUUGCUAUCAACCCUCGUUCUACUGUAUUUGAGUAUCGCACUCAAUAAGUUCAAGUUGGACUGGAAGGUCGGAUUGAUAUGUCUUUUGACGUAUAUUGGUUUCUUAACAUUGGCAUCGCUGAUUGAGCUCAACGUAUUUUUCCCAGUCAAUCUCCCCACAUGCGAUCAUUAAUCUUUAUUUAUUAACAUUUCACAUUUUUAUUGAAUUCGCUACAUCAUGUUAUUAUAAAAUUGUUAUUUUGUAUUAUAUACGACUGAUUUAAUACUGUAGGCUUUAAGGAUAGAUUAUAAGAUGCAAGAUAAACUGUGUUUUAUUUGCUUCGUUGUUAGUAAAGAUCAUCUACUCAAUUUUUAAAUUGAAUUAAUAAAAUAUUGUAGAUUAUGGAA